Molecule: messenger RNA, 1473 nt
Organism: Trichoderma virens Gv29-8
Lineage: Eukaryota; Fungi; Ascomycota; Sordariomycetes; Hypocreales; Hypocreaceae
Exons: 5
Coding region: 1-1473 (490 amino acids)
Biological process (GO): spermidine transport; transmembrane transport; spermine transport
Molecular function (GO): spermine transmembrane transporter activity; spermidine transmembrane transporter activity
Source: RefSeq, a predicted model, not a curated record
AUGGAGAACGCGCCGCCUGUCGACAAAGAAGAUGACUCGUCUCCAACAAGUGACCCGGAAAGCACCCCCGGAAGUUGUCAUGAAUUGGAUUGGGAAGACGAUCCUCGCAAUCCAUACAAUUGGAGCGAUGGAAAGCGAAUGUAUCAUACCGUUUGCGUUGCUCUCUUCGCGUUUACCGUCACGUACAUGUCGUCGGCCUACGCACCAGGAGCAAAAGCGACUGGCCAGGAAUUCCACGUAUCCGAAACGGUUUCCCUCCUCGGCAUUUCGCUCUUCUGCCUCGGAUUGGCCUUUGGACCGGUGAUAGGCGCGCCGCUUAGUGAGACCGCAGGACGACUGAUUGUAUACCGCCUGGGGUUACCUAUUGCUACAAUUUUUCUCAUAGGUGCUGCGGUAUCUAAGAACAUAGGCGCCAUCGUCAUUUGCCGCUUCUUUGCUGGUGUCUUUGGAAGUCCGGCAUUGAGCGUUGGCGGAGGGACAAUGGCAGACAUGUGGCCUCCUGCACGACGGGGGCCUUCGACAGCUCUCUUCGUCAUGGCACCCUUUAUGGGGCCCUGCAUAGCUCCAAUAAUAGGUGGGUUUGUUGUGGAAAGACUCAACUGGCGGUGGCUCGAAUGGGUCUCCGUCUUCUGGGGUGUUGCAACAUGUGUCUUUGCACUCGGCAUGAAGGAGACGUACAAAAAGAAACUCCUCGAAAACGACAAUAAGAAUAAAAACAAAGAGAAAACAUCUUCUGGAAGAAAGAUGCCUUCGUUGAGCUGGGGUGCGAUACACAAAUGGGCAACCGAGUCGCUGGUGAGACCUAUGCAGCUUCUCUUCACUGAGCCCAUCGUCCUGUUCUUGAGCUUGUACAUUGGCUUCGACUUUGCCGUGCUCUAUGCCUUCUUUGCUUCUAUUCCAUUUGUCUUCCAGCAAACCUAUGGCUUUAAUUCUCAUCAGAACGGACUUGUCUUUAUCGCCCUUGGUAUCGGCACACUUCUCGCAACCCUGACUAAUGUUCUUUGUGAUCGCUUCAUCUAUCAGAAGAAGUGCGCCGAGGCGCGCGAAAGGGGAGAGACAGGUCAUAUAUCACCCGAACAGCGCCUCUAUCCAGCCCUAAUGGGAAGUUUGGGGGUCGCUGUUGGCCUCUUCUGGUUUGCUUGGACCGCUCGUCGUGACAUACACUGGAUCAGCCCAGUGCUUGCUUUGAUCCCUUUUAACUGGGGCAAUCUCUGCAUAUUCGCUACUAGCAUUACCUAUAUGAUCGAUUGCUACGGUGCACGAUACGGUGCCUCGGCGCUCUCAGCAAAUGCCUUUACACGCUAUGUAUUUGCAGCUGCUUUUCCACUUUUUAUUAUACAAAUGUAUGAGAAAUUGACGACGAAAUGGGCCGCUAGUCUGCUUGGCUUCAUCGCCAUUGCUUUGAUCCCAAUCCCCUGGAUCCUCUUUUCAUUUGGUGCGAGGAUCAGAAGAAAGGGCCGUUAUGCUAUUUGA